ACAAUGUGACAGCUGUGCGUGUACGGUCCGUGGUGUGACUGCGGUCUGUAUUUAAAGGACAUUUAUUUGCAGAUUAGCAGAAUGCGUAGAGAGGCUUUAUACGGUCUUGACCAGUGCUGAAAGAGUUUAUACUUUGUAAAAAACAACAACACUUAAUUCAUUCAGAUUUUUGAACUCGCUGGAUAGCAAUUGGUAUUGAAUAUGGAGCUGUUUGCAACAGUUGAUCAGGGGGGUUGUAUUUUGGACAUGUCCCAUCUGAAUCUGGAGAGCUUAAAUUUGGACACUGUCGGUCACGAACGGAGGAGAGUGACCCAACAACUCUACCUGUAUAACAACCGACUGACAGUGUUUCCCGCUUCGGUAUGUCUAUUCUCCAAUUUGGAAGUUCUGGAUAUAAGCAACAAUGGAUUAACGGUUCUCUGUGAGGACAUUCAACGUUUGUCAAACCUCAAAACACUCAUAGCCAAGAACAACCGUUUGAACGAAUUCUCGUUCCCAAAGGAAUUUGGGUCCAUGCAGAUAGACACAUUGAACUUCAGUGGGAAUAUAUUUGAAGAGGUGCCCAUUCAGUUUCUAAAACUCCAGCGAUUAAAAUAUCUGUCUCUUGGGGGUAACAGACUCAAAGCUAUCCCCUCAGAGAUAGAACAUGUUACCAGUCUGGAGAUGCUUUAUUUGGGUGGGAACCUCAUCACCUCCAUCCCCCCAGAGCUGGCCAGCCUUUGCGGUCUCAGAUACUUGGUCCUUUGUGACAACCGGAUACAAAGUGUACCCCCCCAACUCACCAGACUCUACUCCCUGCGCUGCCUCAGUCUCCAUAACAACCUACUCACCUACCUACCGCGGGAGAUCCUCAGCCUGGUGCACCUGCAGGAGCUCAGUCUCCGCGGCAACCCCCUGGUGGUCCGCUUCAUCAAGGACAUGACUUACGACCCUCCCUCCCUGUUGGAGCUGGCCGGACGGGCCAUCAAGUCCUGCAACCUGCCCUACCACACCAAUUACCUGCCUGGAAACCUGGUGCAUUACCUGGACCUGGCCAGCAAGUGUCCCAACCCUAAAUGUACCGGUGUGUACUUUGACUCAUGUGUGAGGCACAUCAAGUUUGUGGACUUUUGCGGGAAGUAUCGGCUACCCUUCAUGCACUACCUGUGCUCCCCAGAAUGCACCUCUCCCUGCAGCUCCAACCCGCAGAGCGAUGCUGAGUCGGAGGACGAGAAGUGCGUGUCGGCCAACAGGCUGCAGAGAGUGCUUCUGGGAUAGAAGAAAGUGGAAUGUGAAAGGACCUCGAGUUCACUGACACACAUACUGGAUGAUGGACAGUUUCCAUGACUCCCAACUCACCUGACUAACCCAACUUCUCCUGUGCCAUACACGAUAAACACCGACACUGAGCUGUUCACUUCCAAUAGAGUGCCACAUUCAACAUGAGAUGUAGGAUUCCUCAAGGAGUGAUUGUAAAGUAAAUGAACCACAGUUUAUCAUUUAUUUUUUUUGAGCCGUAGUGUUUUAAACAUCUAACUGAAGCUUAUGGAGGACUGAUUUUGUUGUGGAGCACUCAUCAAAUGUAUUUUAAUGUAGAGCCUCAGUUUGUAGUUUCUGUGUUAACAUGAAGGGAUGAAUGAAUUUACAAUAUAGAUUCAGAAACGCAGAAUGUGUUCCAUGCUUCUUUUUUUUUAAAUCACCUCUCUUAACAGUUACCCUUUAACCGGCAUACUUCUAUUGACACUUUGGCUGCUCGCACAUGUAAUCCUAAUCUACAGUAGUCUCUGUCCCCUGUAGCAUUUACACACCAGGCAUUAAUGCCUUCCCUUAUCUCACAAAACAACCAUUUGUGUUGUUACAAACCAAGGGGAAAGUUGUGUAUGUUAAUGUGAGGAUCUCUUGCUCAAAGAUUUAACUGGAUACAUAAGAUAAUGCUGUUUUUUCAAAUUAAUUUGUUUUUGAACCUUUAUUUAACUAAGGAAGUCAUAUUCUUAUUUACAAUGUGUGGCCUAUCAAAAGGCAAAAGGCCUCCUGCGGGGACGGGGGCUGGGAUUAAAAAAUAAAUAACAUUAUAGGACAAAACACACAUCACGACAAGGGAGACAAGACAACACUACAUAAAGAGACGCCUAUGACAACAACAUAGCAUGGCAGCAACACAACAUGGCAGCAGCACAUCAUGGUAGCAGCACAAAACAGGGUACAAACAUUAUUGGGCACCGACAACAGCACAAAGGGCAAGAAGGUAGAGAGAACAAUACAUCACGCAAAGCAGCCACUACUGUCAGUAAUAGUAUCCAUGAAUGAGUCUUUGAAUGAAGAGAUUGAGAUAAAACUGUCCAGUUUGAGUGUUUGUUGCAGCUCGUUCCAGUCGCUAACUGCAGCGAACUGAAAAGACUAGCGACCCAGGGAUGUGUGUGCUCUGGGACCUUUAACAGAAUGUGACUGGCAGAACGGGUGUUUUAUUGUGAAGAUGAGGGCUGCAGUAGAUAUCUCAGAUAGGUGGGAGUGAGGCCUAAGAGGGUUUUAUAAAUAAGCAUCCACCAGUGGGUCUUGCGACGGGUUUACAGAGAUGACCAGUUUACAGAGGAGUAUAGAGUGCAGUGAUGUGAUGUGUCCUAUAAAAGAGCAUUGGUGGCAAAUCUGAUGGCCGAAUGGUAAAGAACAUCUAGCCGCAUCUAGCUGUUCAUACCCGGAGCAAUACUUGUGGCAAUAAACAUUCCAAUGUGAAGAAUUUAGCAUGAUGAUAAUAAAGUGUAAUACUUCA
Messenger RNA from Oncorhynchus keta (chum salmon), 2746 nucleotides. RefSeq names its product leucine-rich repeat-containing protein 58-like. The transcript is spliced from 4 exons. The record is from RefSeq and is a predicted model, not a curated record. Gene Ontology annotation, molecular function: protein binding. Lineage: Eukaryota; Metazoa; Chordata; Actinopteri; Salmoniformes; Salmonidae. The coding region runs from base 202 to 1257 and encodes 351 amino acids.